UUUUUACGGCCGUUAUUACAAUAUUAGGCCCUAUACAUAACAACUACUAAGUCAAAACUCGAAAACCCAAAGGGAAACUACUCUAAUAUUUUAUUAGAAGUUGAAAAUUUCAGUGUAUCAGAUUAGUGAGAGUGUAAGUUGUAAGUCUCUGGACACAUCCUUAACGUCAAGAAAAUGAGCCUGUAAUGCAUUAUUAAAGAUUUAAAAUAAAAGAUGAAGAUUCCACUCGAAACAAACAAAGUUACCCCUCAUCUAUCACAGCAUACGCCUUCUUUCACUGAAGCUUAUGAUCUCUCUUGCAAGGUGAUGCUAGUCGGUGACAGUGGUGUAGGGAAAACAUGUUUGCUGGUGCGGUUUAAAGAUGGAACAUUCUUAUCCGGAAGUUUUAUCUCAACGGUUGGAAUUGACUUUCGGAACAAAAUAGUUGAAAUAGAUGGUGCCAAAGUGAAACUGCAGAUUUGGGAUACUGCUGGACAAGAAAGAUUUAGAAGCAUUACUCGAGCAUACUAUCGAGAUGCAAAUGCACUUCUACUUCUAUAUGACAUCACAAACAAGACAAGCUUUGACAAUGUUCGAGCAUGGCUAGGGGAAAUAAAUGACUAUAGCCAAGAUGGUGUUGUUAUUAUGUUACUUGGUAACAAGUGUGAUGCAACUGCUGAUCGACAAGUAAGGAAAGAAGAUGGAGAAAGAUUGUCCAAGGAAUUUGGUGUCCCUUUUAUGGAAACAAGCUCCAAAACUGGACUCAAUGUUGAUUUAGCAUUUAAUGCUAUUGGAAGGGAACUAAAAAACAGGAAAGUCAAUGGUUAUAAUGAAUCAACAUUUACUAUUCAACAACAGCAAGAUAAGAAGGAUCUCAAUUGCUGCGUUACUUAAUUAACUAAAUAGUAAAAUAAACGUAGAUUUGUGCCUUACUUACCAACUGG
This is a messenger RNA of Physella acuta, 923 nucleotides long. Its product is annotated as ras-related protein Rab-26. Lineage: Eukaryota; Metazoa; Mollusca; Gastropoda; Physidae. The record is from RefSeq and is a predicted model, not a curated record. Gene Ontology annotation, molecular function: GTP binding; GTPase activity.